Molecule: messenger RNA, 413 nt
Organism: Paramecium sonneborni
Lineage: Eukaryota; Ciliophora; Oligohymenophorea; Peniculida; Parameciidae
Source: the annotation of a GenBank genome assembly
CAUAAAUUUUAUGGGAUUUUCAUCUAAAGUAGGAAGAUUAGCUAUUUUUAUUUUCUUCGUCGGAUUUGCAAUCCAUCAAUUACAAAAUCCUUAAAUAGCUAUUAAAUAAACCCAUGAAAAAACUAAUCAGUGUCUCAAUUUAAUUGCAUAAUUUACAAAAACUACAUCAAUAGUAAUUACAUUAUUUAACUUAGCAAUUCUCAUUAGAUUCUAUCCCCUUAAUUGUAUUUACUUGUGCUUUAUUGAAAUUUUUUGUCGGUAUUGGAGUAUUACUUAAAUGGAACUAUGUAAAAUUAAUUGGAACUAUUUAUUUAAUUUCAGCUAUAUUAGUUGUUUAUAAUCCGAUCCUUGCACAAUCUUUUAAAGAUUCCAUCAUGCUUGUAGGAGCUCUAGGAGCUUUACAACUUGUCUGA